Ophidiomyces ophidiicola is the source of this 1011-nucleotide messenger RNA. RefSeq lists its product as uncharacterized. The coding region runs from base 1 to 1011 and encodes 336 amino acids. The record is from RefSeq and is a predicted model, not a curated record. NCBI's taxonomy places the organism in Eukaryota, Fungi, Ascomycota, Eurotiomycetes, Onygenales, Onygenaceae. Gene Ontology annotation, molecular function: hydrolase activity. The transcript is spliced from 2 exons.
AUGUCUGAGCCCCCUUAUCCUCUCCAUGAAUCGAUCCGCGACCUGCUUGACCCCGAAUACGCCGCUUUCUACAACGAACAUCUCAUUAAUAAACAACAAGUACACUUCCAGCCGCUUCAUGUGUCGCGGGCUUCUGGAGUUCUGAUCCCCGGCGCGGGGCCUCUCCUCCCUGUUGGCGAGACACGGGAUAUAACCAUAACACGCCGGGAAUCGACAGGCCCCGAUAUCCUGGUGCGGUCCUUUACGCCUGCUGCCGACGAGCCUCCUGAUGGCGGAUGGCCCGUCCUGUUGUACUACCAUGGUGGCGGAUGGGUUUUGGGCAACAUUGAUACCGAAAAUGUUGUAUGCACCAAUAUCUGUGCGAGGGCAAAUUGCGUAGUGAUUACAACGGAUUACAGAUUAGCACCUGAGCACCCGUUUCCAGCCGCAGUGGAAGAUUCUUGGGAAACAUUUCUUUGGGUUCACUGCGAAGGCUCCCGGCUUCUGAACCUGGACACUAAUCGUGUCGCUGUAGGCGGCUCUUCAGCUGGCGGCAACCUCGCAGCUGUCAUGGCUCAUCGCAGCAUUGCGCGGAGCUUCCCACCACUCAAACUCCAAUUACUCAAUGUCCCUGUGAUGGAUAAUACUGCUGAUGUUUCCAGCAAUCGCUCAUAUGCCGCCUACCAGCACACGCCCGCCCUUCCCGCAGCGAAGAUGCUAUGGUUCCGGAAUCAUUAUCUCCCAAGCCCCAUAGACGGGUAUCAGCCCCAGGCAAGCCCACUGUUGUAUUCAGACGAUGCUCCCACCUGGCAUCAACAACCGCAUGCGAUCGUUGUGGUGGGCGAGUUAGAUGUGCUGCGUGAAGAGGGAGAACAAUAUGCUGCAAAACUCAAGAAACACGGUUCCACUGUUGAACUGCAUGUUAUGCGACGCCAGCCGCAUCCUUUUCUUGCAAUGGAUGGCGUCUUGCAGGCGGGCCGGCAGGCCAUCACAUUCAUGGUGGAAGGAUGCAAGCUUGCCUUUUCCCAGUAA